AUUGGGGGGCAGGAGGUGAAUCAGGCCAUGCAGCCUCCUUCUGAGCCUGAGAUUCCCUUGGAGACCCCCCCGCCGGCACCGGGGCACGACCUCCCCACCCCACAUGCCUGGCGCCAGCGCUUCUGGGGCCUCCGCUACCGGGAAGUCGCAGGGCCGCGGGAGGUGUGCGGCCGGCUGCGGGAGCUGGCCCAGCGCUGGCUGGAGCCCCAGCGCCGCAGCAAGGAGCAGAUGCUGGAGCUGGUGGUGCUGGAGCAGUUCCUGGCCAUCCUGCCCCGGGAGACGCGGAGCUGGCAGUGGGGGCGCGGCGUGGAGACCUGCGCCCAGGCCGUGGCCCUGGCCGAGGGGGUUCAGCUGGGGCAGGAGGAGCACAACAGGUUGCAGUUGAGAGCAGCAUUGAUGCUGCCAUCCCCACCUCCAUGUGCUUGGGGCAUGUUCCCUCCCAGGCCCGUCUCUCUGAGAUCCCAGCUCCCCAGUGACAUAUUUCGUGUCCCCAGGUCACAGUGAGUGUGAAGGCCGAGGAGGUGUCCUCAGACAAGAUGCAGCUCAUGGGAGCCUUGCAGGAACCUGGUGCUUCCUGGCCGGAGCAACCGAGGACCCAUGGUGUG
Messenger RNA from Alligator mississippiensis (American alligator), 605 nucleotides. RefSeq names its product zinc finger protein 496-like. The transcript has a single exon. Bases 28 to 504 code for a protein of 158 amino acids. NCBI's taxonomy places the organism in Eukaryota, Metazoa, Chordata, Crocodylia, Alligatoridae. The record is from RefSeq and is a predicted model, not a curated record.